AUCACCAUAAAAGAUAAGAAGAAGAUCGCACAUUAAGUAAACAGUGUCUCCAUGAAAUGGGAAAUAAAAAGCUCACAAAGCAAGGCACAACAAACAUUAGAAUGGUUUGUAAUUUGUGUAUUGUGUUAUGUGCAUAUGGAAAGUUACUACUAUUCUGGCUGGCCUCUGGCUCAAUGCUACAACUCUGCACCAAACAGUGAUCAAUUAUCUCCUUUUUCAGUCCCAACAACAACACAACAAACACUCCCUCUUGUUGCUUCUUCUUCUUCUGACCAUGCAGCAGCAUCUCUUCAAUUUGGUGAGUUCCCUUCGUGGCCUGCACCCAUUGGAGCAGAAGUUAGAGCUGCAAGUGCUUCCAAGAGCCACAGCCAAGCAGAGAAAAGGCGCAGGGACAGGAUCAAUGCACAGCUUGCAACUCUCAGAAAACUCAUUCCCAUGUCUGAUAAGAUGGAUAAAGCAGCAUUACUAGGGAGUGUGGUAGACCAUGUGAAAGAUCUAAAGCGAAAAGCCAUGGAUGUUGUUAGCAAAGCCGUUACUGUUCCAACUGAAACUGAUGAAGUAACAAUUGACUACCACCAAUCUCAAGAUGAAAGCUACACAAAAAGAGUGAACAUAUUAAAGGAAAACAUCAUAAUCAAAGCUUCUGUUUGCUGUGAUGAUCGACCAGAACUGUUCCCUGAGCUCAUCCAAGUCCUCAAAGGGUUGAGACUCACAGCAGUUAAAGCUGACAUAGCCAGUGUUGGUGGCAGAAUCAAAAGCAUAUUGGUUCUUUGCUCAAAGGAUAGUGAUGAAGAUAAUAAUAGUGUUUGCCUUAGCACUCUCAAACAAUCACUUAAAUCUGCUGUGAACAAAAUUGCUUCGUUAUCUGUGGCAACAAAUUAUCCCUCUAGAAGUAAGAGGCAGAGGUUCUUCUUGCCUUCUCAUUACGUACAAUAAUUCAUUGCAUUUUUUUUUUUCAUUUUUGUUUUUAAAUUCUUAGAGGGGUCCUGUCAGUAGGUGAAAUUAUUGGUUUCAUUUUUCAACAUUUGGUUACUUGUCAGAUACAAAACUAAGGAAAGCGUAAGUGUUAGUUUUGUGCCUCCAAUUAUGGUAGGUUACACGGAAAUUAAUUAAAAAGAAGCUGGUUAAACAUA
Messenger RNA from Glycine soja, 1133 nucleotides. RefSeq names its product transcription factor bHLH51-like. The coding region runs from base 52 to 936 and encodes 294 amino acids. The transcript is spliced from 2 exons. NCBI's taxonomy places the organism in Eukaryota, Viridiplantae, Streptophyta, Magnoliopsida, Fabales, Fabaceae. Gene Ontology annotation, molecular function: DNA-binding transcription factor activity; protein dimerization activity. The record is from RefSeq and is a predicted model, not a curated record. Gene Ontology annotation, biological process: regulation of DNA-templated transcription.